UCUCUCUCGCUAUAGGAUCUUUGCUCUCUAUCCCUCCCCCUCCCUCUCUCUUCCUCCCUGUCGUUUCCGACGGUUGUGUUUCGGGACCAAAGUGAAAGUAAAGUUCGAGUGUUUGAGUGUGUGUGCCCGCCGCUGCCUCCCCGGGGCUGUAAGGCAUGCUGGAGUUCGGGCAUGGACAGGCAGACGAUAUCUUGGACCCUAGUUCUGAUCCUCUGCCAGGCAAUCCACUACGCCUAUGCUGCCACGCCGGUGUUCAAGAUGACGGGUCCACAGUCGCCGAUCGUGGCCAUGGUGAAUGGUGUUGCUGUGUUGGAGUGCCAGCUGAUUCCGGAGAAGCUGCUGCCCGGGAUGGAGAUCCGGUGGAUGAGGAGUGAUGCCCGGGUACACACGGUCGUCCACCUGUACCGUAACGGCCACGCGGUGACGGAGGACGAGGACGAGGCGUACAAGGGCCGCACGCAGCUCUUCAGCGAGCAGCUGGCCGUUGGCAACGUCUCGCUGCGGCUGGCCGGCGUGCGCUUGGCCGACGAGGGCGACUACCUGUGCAUGGUGGAGCACGAGAGGACCAUCGAACAAGCAGCAGUCCCGCUGAAGGUCACCAGUUUGGGGGCGCGUCCCACGCUCCGGUUGGAAGGUUACCACGACGACGGGAUCCUGGUGCAGUGCAACUCCACGGGUUGGUUCCCCCUGCCCACCCUGCUCUGGACGGUCCAGGGACGCAAGGAUGGGCUAGACGGCUCUGGCACACGGACCGCCAGGGAUGCCGACGGCUUCUACCGUAUCUCCAGCUCGGUGGAGGUGCGGCAAGGGCUGGCGGCCGUCUGGUGCCAGGUGCGGGCACCACUGCUGACGGAACUCCAAGUAUCCCGGAUCCACAUCCCAGAUGAAUUCUUCCCCAGAGUUUCCAAGUACUUCAGUGCUUUCAUGGUGUUCCUGGUCUUUCUGCUCAUCGUGCUGUUCGGUGGCAGCAUUUAUUACUACUGGAAGCGGAAGAAAACCAAGGAGUUGUACAAACGGCCGACACUGGAGAAACACAAGACGAUAUGCGACGCUGUAGAUGAAUUGGAGCUUUUUACAGCAAACGCCAAAGAGAAUUUGGAGCUGGAGAGGACUUUGUGUACUGAAGCUGCUGAGAGGGUGAUCGGAUCUGCAGUGCAAGUGACCUUUGAUGCUUACACGGCCAACCCCUACCUGGAGGUCUCGGAGGACUGCCAGACCAUCUUGUUCAGGGAGGAGUGGAGAGAUCUGGAGGAACACAAUAUGCGUUUCACCGCACGACUCUUUGCCAUGGGCAAGGAUAGCUACCGGAGCGGGACUCAAUACUGGGAGGUGUUUGUGGGCAUCAAGCCGGACUGGGACAUGGGGGUUUCUGUUCCAUCUAUCCCCAGGCACGACUGGGUCACCAUCUGCCCCAAGAACCAGAUGUGGGCCAUCGCCAAGAGGGGACCCAUCUACGAGGCCAGCUGCAACAACCCACUACCCCUGGAGCGACCGGCCACCGCCCAGAUCAUCGGUGUGUACCUCGACCACAAUCUCGGCCUGGUCCGCUUCUACGACGCAGAGAACCUGGCCCAUAUCUACAGCUUCGCAGCGGAAUUCAGGGAGGAAAUCUUCCCCUUCUUCAGCCCCUGGGGAUCGCAGGACAUCAUUAAGAUCUGCACCCCUCUUUCCCCACACCUCGCACAUCGUAGACCAACCCAACUCAGCCAAGCGUUAGGCAAACCGGCCAAUGAAUCCAACAAUGUUCUUGUUUAACCAUCCCGAUUCUUAGCCCCACAGGAAGGCACCAAGUUCACAUUGGACAGAUGCCAGUCAAGUGUUUAGGCUUGUGUCGGGAAGGGGCAGGUAAAUCCUGACCACGCAACAUACAGACGUUGUCACCUUAGUCUGCAGAAGAAGAUUGACAAUAGGUGCAGGAGUAGAAGCCAUUUGGCCCUUCGAGCCAGCACCGCCAUUCAAUGUGAUCAUGGCUGAUCAUCCCCAAUCAGUACCCCGUUUCUGCCUUCUCCCCAUAUCCCCUGACUCCACUAUCUUUAAGAGCCCUAUCUAACUCUCUCUUGAAAGUAUCCAGAGAACCGGCUUCCACCGCCCUCUGAGGCAGAGAAUUCCACAGACUCACAACUCUGUGAGAAAAAGUGUUUCCUCGUCUACGUUCUAAAUGGCCGACCUGUUAUUUUUAAACUGUGUGCGUAGCCCCUGGUUCUGAACUCCCCCCAACAUCGGGACAUGGUGGCACAGCACUGGAGUUGCCUCCUCUCAGUGCCAGAGACCCGGGUUCGAUCCCGACUACGGGUGCUGUCAGUACAGAGUACAAAUGUUGAUUCCACUAUGGUGGAUGUCCGUGUUAAAUUUUAUUUUAUGUGUAUAUUGUGAUCUUUUCACUUAGUAAUGACUGUAUGGUAAGUCAAAUAUCACUGACCCUUAGUUGGUUAAGUGUCAAUAAAUACCAACUUGAACGUGAAUUACCCCACAUACUAGGGUUAGUUUACAGCAGCCAAUUCACCUGCAAACCUGGACAUCUCUGGAGUGUGGGAGGAAACCGGAGCACCCGGAGAAAACCCACGCAGGUCCCACAGGUUGAACUGGACUGCAUAGUACCUGAUGCAAGGCUACGCUUUAGACAAUAGACAAUAGGUGCAGGAGUAGAGGCCAUUCGGCCCUUCGAGCCAGCACCGCCAUUCAAUGUGAUCAUGGCUGAUCAUCCCCAAUCAGUACCCCGUUCCUGCCUUCUCCCCAUAUCCCCUGACUCCACUAUCUUUAAGAGCCCUAUCUACUCUCUCUUGAAAGUAUCCAGAGAACCUGCCACCACCGCCCUCUGAGGCAGAGAAUUCCACAGACUCACCACUCUCUGUGAGAAAAAGUGUUUCCUCGUCUCUGUUCUGAAUGGCCGACCCCUUAUUCUUAAACUGUGGCCCCUGGUUCUGGACUCCCCCAACAUCGGGAACAUGUUUCCUGCCUCUAGUGUGUCCAAACCCUUAACAAUCUUAUAUGUUUCAAUGAGACACCCUCUCAUCCUUCUAAAAUCCAGAGUGUACAAGCCCAGCCGCUCCAUUUUCUCAGCAUAUGACAGUCCCGCCAUCCCGGGAAUUAACCUUGUAAACCAAAACUGCACGCAAUACUCCAGCUGUGGUCUCACUAGGGCUCUGUACAACUGCAGAAGGACCUCUUUGCUCCUAUACUCAACUCCUCUUGUUAUAAAGGCCAACAAGCCAUUGGCUUUCUUCACUGCGUGCUGUACCAGCAUACUUACUUUCAUAGAGUGAUGAACAAGGACCCCCAGAUCCCGUUGUACUUCCCUUAUUCCCAGCUUUGACCUGACAGUAUUGCAAGAUAAAGUCUAGUUCAUAGUUUAAGGUUCUCCAGUGAAGUAGAGGGGAGGUUGGGACUCUGGUUGCUGAAAGGACUGAUCAUUACCUUAUAACAGCUGGGAAGAAACAUAGAAAAAUAGGUGCAGGAGUGGGCUAUUCGGCCCUUCGAUACCGUUCCUGAAUCUGGGACUAUCUUGGUGUGAACAGAUCCAUGUUCUCCUGAGAUGCUGCAUAAUCUACAGUCUUUACUGUGUCUUAAUUUGUAAAGCAGCAACUCUUUGUCUGAUACCUGCGGAAUGUUCCUGGUGUAGACUCACUAUGUGAACACUAAUGCAAAUGUUGCAGUGAGAAUAUGCCUGUGAGUAUAUGUGCCUUAUUUUUCAAACCUUGUGAAUAAUGUAUUAAAUUUUUAUAAAUCGA
This is a messenger RNA of Leucoraja erinaceus (little skate), 3728 nucleotides long. RefSeq names its product butyrophilin subfamily 3 member A1-like. NCBI's taxonomy places the organism in Eukaryota, Metazoa, Chordata, Chondrichthyes, Rajiformes, Rajidae. Gene Ontology annotation, molecular function: protein binding. The transcript is spliced from 12 exons. Bases 172 to 1755 code for a protein of 527 amino acids. The record is from RefSeq and is a predicted model, not a curated record.